AUAAUAUUAUUGCGUUUUAAAGAUCGGAAGUCGUUAGCACUAUGCCACUAUUAUAAUAUAAAUAUAUAAUACUGUAAAAAGGUCUCUUUCCGUUAAUAGCGGCGACGAGCCGACAACGGUCGUCGUCCGACUCGCGGGUAUCGAUGACGUCGAGAAAAAUCGAUUCUGUUGGCCUCGUUUAGGUGUCAACCGCGGUCGCACACACGCACGCACGCACACACGCUACUCACACCAGCGCGGUGGCGCGCGCACACACACUCACACUCGUGCCGCCCGACGUGCAGUCAUUCAUUCCGUCCGUUUCCGUCAUUCCGCAUUCGGCGCAUUCGGCAGACGACCGUACGAGCACGAUCGUGUUUACUGUUUAGUGAUAAUACUAUUCUGAUAAAAUAAUGAAAAUCGCGACAGCGGCUGCCGUCGUCGUCGGUCGCUGCUAACCGCCGACCCGAUGGACACCGACGAGCCGGGAUUGCGAAAAUAAAUACGAAAAACGUUCGUUUUCACAGUUUUUAUUAUUUUUUUAUACUCUACCUACGUUUUUUGGUCGAACGUAGCCGCUCUUGGGCGCACUGUAUGGAAACCAGAUAGCCUAUCCUCCAACAUGGCUCGAGAACCGGUACUGGUGCACGUAUACGAUAUGUAUUGGAUCAAUGAAUACACUACACAUAUGGGUCUUGGUGUCUUCCAUUCUGGAAUUGAAGUGUAUGGACAAGAAUAUGGAUAUGGAGGUCAUGAUAGAUCAGAUUCUGGAAUUUUUGAUAUGAUUCCAAAAGAUGUUUAUGAAUUAGGAGACCAUUAUAGAUACAGGGAAUCCAUUUACAUUGGUAGUACAGAUUUUACAGUUAGUGAUGUUAAAAGGAUAAUGAUUGAACUUGGUAAGGACUUCCGAGGCGAUAGAUACCAUUUAAUGAAUAAAAACUGUAACCAUUUUUCUGGAUCAUUAACAAAGAUUUUAUGCGGACAAGAUAUACCAAGUUGGAUAAACAGGCUGGCAUAUGUUAGCUCGUGCAUUCCUUUUUUUCAACGUUGUCUACCAAAGGAGUGGUUAACUCCAAUCUCUCUUCAACGGAAUUUGUCUCGAAAGAAAUCUGAUGCUUCUACAGAGCAACUCAACCCAUAACAUAAUUAUUUUUGCAUCAUACUAAUUUUAAACGAUAAUAAUAUGAUGUGUGCCAUUCACAUUAAUUGCCUACUACUAAAAUAAACAUGUACAUGAACAGAUAUUGAUAUUAUUAAUUAUAUGUAUAAAAAAAAAAUUGUAGAUUUUAAAUUAAAUGCUUUGAAUUAUA
Molecule: messenger RNA, 1289 nt
Organism: Metopolophium dirhodum (rose-grain aphid)
Lineage: Eukaryota; Metazoa; Arthropoda; Insecta; Hemiptera; Aphididae
Product: deubiquitinase DESI2
Exons: 6
Coding region: 602-1120 (172 amino acids)
Biological process (GO): protein deubiquitination
Molecular function (GO): deubiquitinase activity
Source: RefSeq, a predicted model, not a curated record